CCGGCCGCCGCCAUGGUUCCCCCGGUGCAGGUGUCGCCCUUCAUCAAGAUGGCUAGAUACUCAGCAUUGUUCGUUGGCAUUAUCUAUGGCAAGACACGCUAUGAUUAUUUGAAGCCUGUUGCAGAAGAAGAGAGAAGAAUCGAAGCUGAAGAGAAAAAGAAGCGAGAGGAGCUUGAACGAAUUGCAAAGCAACUGGCUGAAGCAAAUGAAGACACAAUAUUGAAAUGAUUGAACCCAACAAAAGAAUGGAUGAAGAAUAUCUUGCGUGCACUUCUGGUUGAUAGUAUGGACGUAAAUAUAAUCAAGACUGCUUUCUGGUGCAUUUUCCACCACUUCAUAGUGAAAAAAUAAAAUUUAUUUGAACAAUAAAAAA
Molecule: messenger RNA, 373 nt
Organism: Amblyraja radiata (thorny skate)
Lineage: Eukaryota; Metazoa; Chordata; Chondrichthyes; Rajiformes; Rajidae
Product: ATP synthase subunit e, mitochondrial-like
Exons: 1
Coding region: 13-228 (71 amino acids)
Biological process (GO): proton motive force-driven ATP synthesis
Cellular component (GO): proton-transporting ATP synthase complex
Molecular function (GO): proton transmembrane transporter activity
Source: RefSeq, a predicted model, not a curated record